CCGCCAGCCGGUCUCAGCAGCAGGGGGCGCGGCUCCUCCGUGCGCUCGCUCGCGAGUGCGCCUCCUGUGGCGCGCCGGUGCCACCGCGGGCGGCGGGGAAGGCGCUCGCGGUCCCCGCACGGUCCCCAGCGCCGAUGGCCAGUCCCGCGCAGUCCGGCUUCCCCACGCGCACCAAUAGCCGCCUGGACACGUUCUUGAGGCGGCAGCUGCCACCCGAGGACUACGACGCCAUCCGCGCCUACGAGCCGUGCGUCGUGGUGUCACACUCGGAGAAGCACGCCUGCAAGUACGUGGUGCUCAGUGACCAGCUCAUCUACCUGGCCGACAACCCGCCCAAGUCCAUCCGGCGGGUCGUGGCGCUGCGGGACAUCGUGGCCAUUGACCUGGUUGAUGACUACCCAGAAUUUUUGAGUUCAUCAGACAGAGAAAUCAACCAACACAUUCGUAUCAUCUACUCUUCAACUGGUUUGAAAAAAAAGUGUGGAAAAUCAAGAGCUGUCAGGAAAUUCCUUUUUCCAUUUCAUCGCAGCAAUGCUAGCAAUCAAAAUGUCAAGGAAGAGCAUGAUUGCCCUAUCUUUUGGAGAGAUAAGGAGCCUUCAAGUCUGAGUGAAUCCUCGUUCAGGGACAACCAAGAGAGCUACAGAGCCUUCACGGACUCAACUCCCAGUCCUCCUUCAGACAUCAACAAGCUGUGCCUUCUGGGCCAAAGUGCCUUUCGGCCCUUACCUGCGCCCCCCAGAAGGAGCUGUCCACCCUCACCAGCUGCUGGCAGGGCUGUCAGCUCACCAUCUUGCAUGACAAACACAAAAGAACCCCAGGGACUUCCAGAUCUCCCUGAAGACUCUUCAACUGAAAUCUCUUUCAAGUGGGAAGGGAACACAAAUGAGUUUCACUUAGGAAAUUCUCUCCCAGAUUCUCCUUGGCAGAGUGAUUUAAAUCAAGAGAAAAAUGAGUCAGAACUUCACUUGUACGCCGUUUCCACAACCUCAUCUCUAUUUCUGCACUUAAGAAGUUCGUGGAACAAUUAUGUUAUAAAAGCUACUCUUUUACAGGAUCCCCAAUAUGCUACUGAGCUCAGUCCUGUUAUUGGAAGUCAGAAGCCAUAUAGAUCUGAGGAGAAAGUUAAGCACUUCAGUCAGCUCAAAUCUGAACUUUUUCAUAAAGACAAUACAUUGAGGAAGAUAUUUUGUUUAGUUACAGAACUUAAAGUAACAGCACAGAAAAAUUUUAUUCUGAAAAGACUCUUCUGGAAAACCAGUGACCUUUUCUGUUUCCUAGUGAACAAACUUCAUGAAUAUUUGCCAGAAGCUAGAGAUAAACAUGCACUUCAUAAUAAAAGCCAAAGGGCUGAUGAGUUGGUGGCUUGCAUUGAAAUUAUACAGACCCUAGGACUGAUGUUCAGAGAGACAGAAAUUGAGUCAUCACGUCUGAACACACUGGCAGCUAAAAAGGGAACAUUAUUUAAACUUUUGGUGAUUUUAAUUAGCAAACCUCAGAUUCCAAAACCUUGUCCUGUGCUUGACAUUCACGUGGUGGCUGAUUCACCUUCAGCUGAAAUGUCUUACGAUGCUGAGUUACAGAAGCUUAUCCUGGAAUAUACAGAUAAAGCUACAGCACUUUUAUAUGAGAUACUACUUGUCUUUCAGCAGGGAAAUCUUGGAUUGGAGUCAACAACAUUUGCUAUUAGCUGGAUGAUGUCCUUUCUACAAAAUUGUCCUCCCAUAAUUACGUUUGUGGCCAAUAUUGUGAAACAAGUGGUGAAGGGGCUCUCAGCCUCCUUCCAGCUGCUGAGUCCCUGCCAAGCGGUUCUGUUGUACCAACAGUUUUACAUCCUCAAGAGCUGCCUGCAGUAUAGCAAGACUCUAGCUGAGUACAUCAGGAAUGACUACAGUGAAGAAUUCAGGUACUUUAUUCACAUACCAGCUUUGAAAAAGAGACUUCCAUUGCAUUACCCUAUUACACAGCCAACCACCCAACUUUUUCAUGAAGUUCUGAAAUUGGUUGAACAGAAACAAUAUGUAAAAUGUUAACAAGAGGAUAAAAAACGUUAACUGGAACACAAUAGUUAAAUAUUUUUUUGAUUUAUUUAAUAUCUAACUCUUGAAGACGUAGGAGAUUUUAUUUGAAAGAUUUAUUUAAAGAUUUUAUUUGAAUGCUCCAUCAAUACCUAAGUUUAUUAUUUGCUAAAGAAAAAAAAAAACCUGUCUAAAUCCUUUCUGACAUAUAUAAACUGGUGCUAAAAACUAGUAGUUUCUCCGGGAAGAAAAGUUUCUAAAGACAUAAAAAAAAGUCCAAAAAAAGCUAUAAAGGAAACAGAAGCUCAAGGAGAAUACAUGCAGGAAACACGAUCUGGUGAGUUUUGUUGGUGUAAUCAUAGUGAGCAGUGGGAAGACCCCGGAACACCCAAAGAAAGAGGUUUGAGGAGAGUAUAAACCACACAGUGAUGGUUAGAGGGAUACAACAAAAUGACGUCCUCCUUAUCCACCUAGUAACGUAAGUAUUCAUGGAAGAAUAAGCAGAACACAAGCACAGCUGCACAGAAUGUCAGUUCCUUAUUUGUUGUGGGGGAAAUCAUCCUGGACUUUCUUCAACAACACUGAAUGCGUUCUGACACUCCCCUUCAGGCAGCUGUUGGCUGUUCUGAGCCUUCCCAUAGCAUCUCUGUGGGAGAGAAAUUGUCUAUGAGCGGUUAUGGCUCUCCUUUUUAAAAAAGUCCUUACCACGUGUCAUGGUCAUUAACUAAUUUUUGUUUUGUUUUGAGAUAGGGUCUCACUACGUAGUUCAGGCUGGCCGUGAACUCCCUUUGUAGCCCAGGCUGGCCCCCAACCUGCAGUAAUCCUCCUGCCUCAGCCUCCGGAGAGCUGGGAUUACAGGUGUGUGCCACAACAUGCAGCUCAUUAACUAAUAAUACAACAAACAACUUAACUUUGGUGUCUCUGUGAACUAUUGAAUUUGGACUUCUAAGAAUCUGGAAACUGGACUCUCAAACUUAUUGUGACUUGAUGAAAAAUCAGAAAAAAACCCACCUCCAAAGAAAGAGCUCCUAGGGCAAAUUUGCCUGUGUUGUGUAGUUUACCUAUAGUCACAGAGUUCAUUAAGGAGACUUAGCAGAUUCUUAUUAUUAAUUGGUCCUGCAGCAUGUAUUUAAAUGCUAUUUAUAAAGUUUGCUGAUAAAUUUUGUACUGUUUACAGAUUUUCCAAGAUAUUUCUUUGAUGUUGAUAUUUAUAGAGCUUUGUGUACACUAGGUAGAAACAGAUCUGCAACAAAUAUGAGACUUUGUGUGAAAACUGUACACAGUCACACAUGCUGCUAGCUGCUACCUAAGUUCCUGGCUGAAGGGAUGCUCGGUGGUUAAGGCAGACACCUUCUGCAUUGUUCCUCCUCUUAGAUACAUCCCAACGCUCUCAGUGGUAGCCUCACCUCACUUUGCUGGGUCCCCUGCAGCUUUAGUAAGGAUUUAAUCUGCCAGCAACACAGGUCCCAUGAUUUACAAGCCCCGAUCUUCUUGUUUGGUUAUUAGUACAGUAUUUAAUACAUAAAGGUAGAAUUACUAUAAGAUUUUUUAAUAAAUGUGAACAUAAAUGCAGUACUGACUUUUAUAACUAAAAGAAUUGGCAUAAUGUUACUUUGAAAAAUAAUGCUCAGAUACACUGUAAGUUGUUUUUGUUCACAAAUUUUCUUGUUUACAAAUUGCCUAUUAAAAAUUGCAUUUUUAA
Molecule: messenger RNA, 3717 nt
Organism: Cavia porcellus (domestic guinea pig)
Lineage: Eukaryota; Metazoa; Chordata; Mammalia; Rodentia; Caviidae
Gene: CUNH12orf56
Product: chromosome unknown C12orf56 homolog
Exons: 13
Coding region: 135-2030 (631 amino acids)
Source: RefSeq, a predicted model, not a curated record